Molecule: messenger RNA, 3279 nt
Organism: Triticum aestivum (bread wheat)
Lineage: Eukaryota; Viridiplantae; Streptophyta; Magnoliopsida; Poales; Poaceae
Product: disease resistance protein RGA5-like
Exons: 3
Coding region: 1-3186 (1061 amino acids)
Biological process (GO): defense response to other organism
Molecular function (GO): ADP binding; ATP hydrolysis activity
Source: RefSeq, a predicted model, not a curated record
AUGGCGGGCGUGGGGGCCGGGACGGGGGCGUUGGGCUCUGUCAUCGUCAAGCUCGCCACCUUGCUCGGUGACGAGUACACUAUGCUCAAGAAGGUGUGCAAGGACAUCGAGUUCCUCCAGCGCGAGCUCCACCAGAUGCACACUCUGGUGAACGUGCUGGCGGACAUGGAGGGGCUCGACGAGGUUGCCAAGGGCUGGAAAGGCAGCAUGCGCGACCUCAGCUAUGACAUGGAAGAGUGCAUCGACCGCUUCAUGCUCCGCCUCGACAACGGCGACGCCAAGCCCGGGUUCGCCAAGAGGACCGCGCGCCAGCUCAAGACGUUGUUCACGCGACAUGGUAUCGGGACCCAGAUUAAGGAGCUCAAGGCCCGCGUCACAGAGGAGAGCGAACGGCGGCAACGGUUGAAUCUCAACAACUAUGUUCCAGCGAGGCCCGUGGCGAUAGAUCCCAGGCUAGCUGCGUUCCACGCGGUGGGCAAGGACUUGGUGGCCAUGGACGGCCGCAGGGAUGAGGUUAUCUCUUUGUUGGUGGAGGAGAGCGAGGAGCUGAAGGUGGUGGCUAUUGUUGGAGGUGGGGGGUUGGGAAAGACCACCCUCGCCAUGGAGACCCAUCGCAAGAUUGGAGGAAACUACCAGUGUCAAGCUUCGGUGUCGGUGUCAUGCACCCCUGAUCUCGAGAAGCUCUUGAAAGAUGUCUUGUCUCAAAUCGAUGAAGCUGCAUUUAGUAAGUGCCAGUCGGAGAGGUGGGAAAAAGACCAACUAAUCCGUCAGAUCCAGCGGAUCUUGACGGGAAAGAGGUACUUCCUUGUUAUUGAUGAUUUAUGGAAAGUACAAGACUGGGAAUUUAUCAAAGCAGCUUUUUCCGACAAUUAUAAUGGUAGCAGAAUUAUUGCUACUACACGCAUUGCCAAUGUAGCCAAGUCAUGUUGUUCUUACUCAAGUGGUCGGCUCUAUCAAAUGCUACCUUUGAAUGAUGUUGAUUCCCGAAGAUUAUUCUUUAAGAGAAUUUUCGACUCAGAAAACUCAUGCCCUUCUCAACUAGAAAAGGUUUCAGCUAGGAUCUUAAAAAAAUGUGAUGGUCUGCCAUUGGCUAUAAUUACCAUUGCGAGUUUGCUAGCCAAUAAACCUUGGAGCGCAGAUGAAUGGGAGAGACUCCAAGAUUCCGUUGGUGCUGGUCUUUCAUAUGAGAGUGAUGAUGGCGGAAAGGGUAUGGCACAUAUAUUGUUACUUAGUUAUUGGGAUCUGCCACACCACUUGAAGACUUGUUUGUUAUACUUAUGUAUAUACCCAGAGGACGCGGAAAUCUCGUGUGAAGAACUGAAAUGGAAAUGGAUAGCCGAAGGGUUUAUUGCUACAAAACAGGGAAAUUUGUAUCAAGAAGCAGAGAGUUGUUUUAAUGAACUUGUCAAUAGAAGCAUGAUCCAGAUAGUUGAUGUUGGCAGUUUUGAAGAAACAUAUUGUAAGGUUCAUGAUAUGGUGCUUGACCUUAUAGUUUCUCUGUCAGCUGAAGAGAAUUUUGUCACUGUUUUAAACGGUGUCUACAAUUCUUUGCCAACCAAGAUCCGUCGACUCUCCCUGCAAUCUAGUGUGUUUGAACAGAAAGAGGCAAUCCAAGCCAUCACAAGAAGCAAGUUACAUCUUCGCUCAUUAAAUUUGUUUGGGGAAACAGAGGAGAUACCCCCACUUGUGGACUUUCUGUCCUUGCGUGUGCUUGAUAUAUCCAUGGAUUUUUUCUUGUUGGAAAACAAGCAUAUAAGAAAUAUAGGAAGUUUCUACCAACUGAGGUAUUUGAGGAUGCACAGACCAGGAAUAGGAAUCACAGAGCUUCCUGCAGAUAUUGGAAAGCUACAGAACUUAGAGAGUUUGGAUUUGCGGGGCAAUCAAGGUUUUAAACUGCCAUCAACAAUAACCCGGCUACAGAAACUGGUGCGCCUAUUCAUUGACGACAGUGAGUUUGUGUUUUCUGCUGAUAUGUUUGGGAGCAUGCGAGCACUAGAGGAAGUGUCAGAUAUAUGUGAAGUCAACAACCCUGAGAAUUUUUUGGAAGAGCUUGGACAUUUAACAAAAAUGAGAAAGUUCUCGAUGAGUCGGUUAGGGAAGUGGUGGUUUCGAGAUUUUGAAUGCUAUAGAGAAAGACUGGGGUCAUCUCUAAAUAAAUUGGGUAAAUAUAGCCUUCAGUAUCUUCAUACUGACGGAGAUAUGGGAAACAUUAUAUUCAGGGAUCCAUGCUGCACCUUUCCGCACCUCCAACAUCUUAAACUAGUGCGUGAAAUGGAAAGGGUUCCCAAGGGAAUUGCCUCGCUAACCAACAUCUUGAAAUUGGAGAUAGAAGCCAAACUAUUUGAUGAGGAAGGUCUCCACAUUCUCAUGGGUAUGCCUUCUCUGGCCUAUCUCCGUCUAUGGGUAGGAUUCAUGAGCCCCCUGACUGUUAGCAGUAAUGGAUUCAAGCUCCUAGAGGUGUUCCACUGCCACAUAUCAUACGGAGAAGUGGGGAUAGAAUUUGCAGCAGGUGCUAUGCCAGCACUCCGACGGCUCCAUCUUUCCUGGAAUGCACUGUUUUUUAUGUUGAGGUCUAGUGAUGGUGCUGGCAUGGGCAUCCAACAUCUUUCAAGCCUUGUGCAUCUCCAGGUCGAAAUUGAUUGUAGUAGCGCAACCCUGGAGGAGGUGGAGGCCCUGGAGGGUCGCGUUGAAAAAGCAGUCACCUUACAUCCCAACCGUCAGACUCUUCAGUUCCAUCUCCAUAGAAAAUAUGAAGAUCUUAUGUUCAAGGACGAGGAGGAAAGGGAGAAGGUCGAAACUAAUUGUUGUGCUGGUGCAUCUUUGGAGGAGGUGGGGCCCGCUGGUUACCUUGCAAGAGAACUCGCCUGCUUGCGUCUCAGCUGUAAGAUUGAAAAACUCGCAAACCAUAGAUCAUAUGGUUCCAUGUACAAGCGCGAGGAGGAAAGGAAAAGGGGAAGGCGAUCUGCCACAUCGGAGGAGAAUGCGCAAGAGGUAUACAUUUUGGCCCGUUGGUUCCUUCAUUCCAUUGCACUACAUCGUGUGAUUUGCGGAUGUUCCUAUUUUUCAUCCAUAGCAGCAAGAAGACCAGGUGAUCUGAGCUACACGUUUGUUUCUCUCCUGCCAUUUGCCACGGCUCAGCAACUUGUCUCCGGAAUACUGAUACGUGACACCUUAUAUAUAUCAUGAGUAAGCACUAGCUAGGACCUUUUGCCGCAUUGCGUGUGUGUAAUAAAAGGGUUUGGUGCAUCAGGUUUUUCGUCCCAUAGUUUUUAUUCGAGU